CAUCAAUUUGCAUGCAAUGGCUAUAUACAAAUACUAGUUUGGUCCUGUCUUAAUUUGUUUCCAAAACUACGACAAUGGCAACAGCAACAUUGGGGGGUUUCCACGGGCCAAUGUUUGCAGCUUCCUGGACUAAAAAUUGCACUUUCGAGUGGUUGCCAAAUGGAUUUCGGCAGAAAUAUAUUCUCUCAACGAGCUCAACUGCUAAGCUCAAUUUUCACGGCAUGCCAUUUCUUGGGGGUGGCUUCAAGAAAACAGCAGCAACUCAUGUCACAUCUCCCAACUCAUCUUCCCAGAGUGUGACAACGGGAAUACUUGAUGCAUGGAACGAUGAAUAUGGUGGAGUCAUAAUUAAUUCGGAGAGCCUUCCCACGAGUGCAAAUGCUUUUGCAUCCGCUUUUCAGGCUUCCUUGUCCAACUGGAAAAUGAAGGGAAAAAGGGGGGUAUGGCUCAAAAUACUGCAAGAGCAAGCUGAUCUUGUUCCAAUUGCAGUUCAGGAGGGUUUCAACUAUCACCAUGCUGAACCAGGAUAUAUUAUGCUAACAUACUGGAUUCCGAAGGAACCAUGUGUGCUUCCUGCUAGCCCCUCGCAUCAAAUUGGUAUCGCAGGAUUUGUGAUCAACGAUAAAAGAGAGGUUCUUGUGGUCAAAGAGAAGUGCCCUUGUAGUUGCUCCGGUGUGUGGAAGUUGCCCACUGGCUAUAUCAACAAGUCUGAAGACAUAUUUUCUGGAGCUAUCAGAGAAGUAAAAGAAGAAACUGGUAUUGACACCACUUUCCUAAAAAUGGUAGCUUUCAGGCACGCACACUUGGUAGCAUUUGACCAGUCAGACUUGCUCUUUGUCUGCAUGCUCAAGCCAUUAUCCUACGAGGUCACAAUAGAUGACAAGGAAAUCCAAGCUGCAAAGUGGAUGCCUGUUGAUGAGUUUAUUACCCAGCCAUAUUACCAAGAUGACUGCUUGUCAAAGAAAGUCAUUGAUAUAUGCAUGGCGGCCAAAGAAGAUCGUUACAGUGGAUUCAUUGGUCAUCAGCUCAACUCCAAAAUUGAUGGAAAAGUGUCUUACUUGUAUUAUGAUGAAUUCAAAAAUAUUUAGAAUUUCAUCUUAUAUUAUUUUCCAAGGGGACAUAUUUAAUUAUCCCCUGAAUCUAUUAUAUAUCAUAUUAAAAAGAUGAUAAUUUCCUCCAUAAUCUAA
Pyrus x bretschneideri (Chinese white pear) is the source of this 1187-nucleotide messenger RNA. RefSeq names its product nudix hydrolase 8. Bases 75 to 1088 code for a protein of 337 amino acids. Lineage: Eukaryota; Viridiplantae; Streptophyta; Magnoliopsida; Rosales; Rosaceae. The record is from RefSeq and is a predicted model, not a curated record. Gene Ontology annotation, molecular function: NAD binding; ADP-ribose diphosphatase activity; NADH pyrophosphatase activity. The transcript has 9 exons.